This is a messenger RNA of Talaromyces amestolkiae, 1521 nucleotides long. RefSeq lists its product as uncharacterized. Gene Ontology annotation, cellular component: membrane. Gene Ontology annotation, molecular function: carbohydrate:proton symporter activity. Bases 1 to 1521 code for a protein of 506 amino acids. NCBI's taxonomy places the organism in Eukaryota, Fungi, Ascomycota, Eurotiomycetes, Eurotiales, Trichocomaceae. Gene Ontology annotation, biological process: carbohydrate transport; transmembrane transport. The record is from RefSeq and is a predicted model, not a curated record. The transcript is spliced from 5 exons.
AUGGCGCAGUUUCAGCGUAAACAUGUCUCGCGAUUGGUCCCUACGGACCACAGGCUGCUCAUGCCUCUGCUUCUUGGUGUGACUAUUGUCAACUCGGCAACUCUAGGAUACGAUUCAUCCGUCAUGAACGGCCUUCUCAUAUUACCCGCUUACUCGGACUACUUCAAACUCAGCACUGCCACGGAGGGUCUCAACAACGCCGCAAUGUGGAUGGGAGGAAUUCUUGGAGCUUUCCUCAUGCAGCCCAUUCCGGAUCACUUUGGCCGCCGCCGUGCGAUCCUUAUAGCCUCAAUCGUCACCAUUGUUGGCUUAAUCCUACAGACCGCCUCUCAGAAUAUCGGCAUGUUCGUUGUCGCUCGGAUUAUCGUUGGGAUCGGAUCUGCCAUAAGCAACGGAGCAGCGCCAACUUUGCUAGGUGAGCUUCUUCCCCCUCGCCAGCGGGCUCGCAUCCUUGGUCUCUUCUUCUCAUGCUUCUACGUCGGAAGUUUGGCAUCGUCCAUUGUCAACUACGGUAGUCAGAACAUUCAGGGCACUUGGUCAUGGCGGCUGCCAUCACUCCUCCAGCUUAUCCCCAGUCUACUAGCUAUUAUUAUUGUGCCUUUCGUUCCCGAAUCCCCCCGCUGGUUAAUUGCGCACGAGCGGAAUGAUGAGGCCCUGGAAGUUCUGAUUAUCAUGCAGGGCAAAAAGAAGACUGACACACAAGAUGGCAGCGAACAGCUUCGUGAGAUUAGGGAUACCCUCAUUCAUGAGGCGGAAGAGUACCCGCGCAACCCUUGGAGGGAGAUUGUCUCGACAAAAGGCAAUCGACGGAGACUGUUUAUCUUGUGUACUUUCGGUCCAAUGAUCAACAUGUUUGGUAAUUUCAUCAUAUCGUACUACUUGACAAAGAUCCUAAGUCAAGCUGGCAUUACGGAAACAGUAACUCAAACUCAAGUUCAAGUUAUUAUCAAUUGCUGGUCGUUUGCGGUUGCAAUUAUCGGUAGCUUCAUGCUUGACAUUCUUGGGCGAAGAGUGCAGUUGUUGAUUGGUAUAAGUGGGAUGGUGAGUAUGUUACUGUUAAUCGGAGGAUUGAUCAAACGCUACGGCGGAUCCAGCGACACAUCCGGCAUCUACGGUACCAUCGCCGCCAUUUUCUUGUUCCAAGGCUUUUACGCCUUCUCCGUUUGCCCUAUGACAAGUCUGUACCCGACGGAAAUAUCACCAUUCAAGCUACGUACAACGGGUAUUGCUAUCUUUCGAAUGCUAGAUUCAUCCUUUGGUCUCCUCGCGUCCUUCGCCAUGUCUUACGCAAUGGCAGAUCUGGGAUGGAAAUUCUACUUCAUCAACGCCUCGUGGGACUUUGUCUUCCUCAUCAUCGUAUACUUUACUUAUGUCGAGACGAGCAAACUUAAGUUGGAGGAGAUCAACGCCAGGUUUGAAAGGACACAAGUUCUUGCCGGCUUAGUUGACGAUUCGUCUUCGGGCGUUGUUAGGAGAGAUACUAAGGAUGGAGAGGUUGUCGAGAAGACUAGGGAGGUUUAA